Molecule: messenger RNA, 2759 nt
Organism: Haliotis rubra (blacklip abalone)
Lineage: Eukaryota; Metazoa; Mollusca; Gastropoda; Lepetellida; Haliotidae
Product: probable ATP-dependent RNA helicase DDX23
Exons: 1
Coding region: 133-2517 (794 amino acids)
Biological process (GO): mRNA splicing, via spliceosome
Cellular component (GO): catalytic step 2 spliceosome
Molecular function (GO): RNA binding; ATP binding; RNA helicase activity
Source: RefSeq, a predicted model, not a curated record
CACCUGUCCAAUACUUCCGGUGUAGUUUGGAAACGUGCUGGUAUCGUAAAUGUUGAACGAAAACACUGCGUAAGCUUUCCAAAGAAAGCACCGUUAAGUGAUAGUUUAUUUGCUGCUUUGUACACUGUGACAAUGGACAUAAGUGAGCAGAUUGAUAGAGAACUUGCACGGGCCGAUAAAGAUGGCGAAAAGCGAAAAGAGAAGGACCCAAAGGAGAAGAAAAGAGACCGGGAACGGUCAAAGUCGCGAGAAAGGAAACCUAAGUCUCGUCAUAGAUCUAGAAGUAAGGAGAGGCGCAGGAGUAGAUCUCGGAGCAAAGAACGCCCAAAGCACCGAAGCAGAAGCCGCGAAAGACGUCGUAGCCGAGAACGCCACAAGAAGAAGUCGCGCUCUCGAUCUCGAGAAAAGGACAGUAAGAGAAGUUCUAAGAGUAAAAGAGAUGAUGACAAGUACAAGAGAGAGGUGCCAUCAAAAGAUAAAGUUGUACCUCUGUCACUUGAAGAGCUGCUUGCUAAAAAGAAGGCAGAGGAAGAAGCACUAAGCAAACCUAAGUUUUUGACAAAGGAGGAAAGGGCAGCAGAAGCUUUGAAGAAAAGACAGUUGGAAGUAGCAGAACAGAGGAAAAAGGCAGAUGAAGAAAGAAAGAAGCAAAUAGAAUUUAUCAAGACUGGUAAAAUGGCACAGGAGAGUGCUUAUGAGAGAGAAAGAAGAGAGCGCCGUGAGAGAAGAGAAAGGGAGAUGGAUGGGGAAGAUCGGAAUAAUGUAAGAGAGAAUAAAGAUAAGGAAAAAGAAGUACUGGCAAUUAAGGAAAGGUAUUUGGGACUUAUAAAGAAGAAGAAGCGUGUGAGGAGAUUAAAUGAUCGUAAGUUUGUAUUUGAUUGGGAUGCUGGAGAUGACACAUCUACAGACUACAAUGCUUUGUACAAGGAACGUCAUGCUGUUCAAUUUUUUGGCAGAGGAAACAUUGCUGGUAUUGACAUCAAGGCCCAGAAGAAAGAUCAGUCUAAAUUUUAUGGUGAUCUUUUGGAAAGGAGACGAACAGAAGCAGAAAAAGAUCAGGAAAAGAGAAGACUGAAAAAUGUUGCCAAGAAAGAGGCAAAGCAGAAAUGGGAUGACCGUCAUUGGUCUGAAAAGUCAUUGGAUGAGAUGACAGAGAGAGAUUGGCGUAUCUUUAAAGAGGACUAUAACAUCAGUUGCAAAGGUGGAAGAAUUCCUCCUCCUCUGAGAUCUUGGGCUGAUCCAAGAAUGCCCAAAUCAAUCAUUGAAGUUAUUGAUAAGGUUGGAUACAAAGAACCCACUCCAAUCCAGAUGCAAGCAAUUCCUAUUGGUCUACAGAACAGGGACAUUAUUGGUGUUGCUGAAACUGGUAGCGGUAAGACUGCUGCUUUCCUCAUUCCACUGUUGGUAUGGAUUCAAGGUUUGCCCAAGUUGGAGAGAAUGGAAGAUGCCGACCAAGGACCAUAUGCUAUUAUUCUUGCUCCUACACGUGAGUUGGCCCAACAGAUUGAAGAAGAAUGUGUCAAAUUUGGAGAAUCCCUAGGAAUCAGAACUGUCACAGUCAUUGGAGGUAUAUCCCGUGAGGAGCAAGGUUUCAAGCUACGUUUGGGUUGUGAGAUUGUCAUUGCUACCCCAGGUCGUCUCAUUGAUGUUCUAGAAAACCGUUAUCUUGUUCUCAACCAGUGCACCUAUGUUGUGAUGGAUGAAGCUGAUCGUAUGAUAGAUAUGGGUUUUGAACCUGAAGUACGUAAAAUCCUUGACUUCCUGCCAGUGACGAAUGAAAAACCAGACACAGAGGAUGCUGAAGAUGAUGAGAAGAUGUUGAUGAAUUUCCACUCUAAAAAGAAAUACCGUCAAACAGUCAUGUUUACAGCUACCAUGCCUCCCACAGUGGAGCGUCUUGCACGUACCUUCUUGCGUCGCCCAACUGUGGUGUACAUCGGUACAGUUGGUAAACCUGUCGAGCGUGUGGAACAGAUCACAUACAUGGUGACUGAACAACAGAAGAGGAAGAAGUUGCUGGAGAUUCUCUCAGCAGGAAUUGAGCCACCAAUCAUCAUCUUUGUCAAUCAAAAGAAGGGCGCUGAUGUUCUGGCCAAAUCCUUGGAAAAAAUGGGCUUCAAUGCUGCCACACUUCAUGGAGGCAAAGGGCAAGAACAGCGAGAGUUUGCUUUGGCAAGUUUGAAAGGGGGAUCCAAAGACAUUCUGGUUGCAACUGACGUGGCUGGCAGAGGUAUUGACAUUAAAGAUGUGUCGCUGGUUCUCAAUUAUGACAUGGCGAAGAAUAUUGAGGACUAUACACAUCGUAUUGGUCGAACAGGCCGAGCUGGUAAGAAUGGUAUUGCGAUUUCCUUCCUCACCAAAGACGACUCCAACCUCUUCUAUGACCUGAAGCAGGUCAUUCUGAGCAGCCCUGUGUCGACCUGUUCCCCUGAGCUGGCCAAUCAUCCUGAAUCGCAGCACAAGCCUGGACACAUUGUACAGAAGAAAAGGAAAGAUGAAACACUAUUUAUCAAAUAAACAGUUAAAAUAUUGAUGAAGACCUUGGUCAAAAGAUGCUACUGAAGUUCAGAUGGUGUAUUUCUCAAUAACAGAUAGAAAAGCUGAAACAUACAUGUUGUGUGAGCUUCUAAAUGUUGUACAAUACAUCUGAAUUGACUUCAUGAAAAUGCUAACUUGAUUGCUGAAAAGUGACCAAUAAGUACAUUAAAUUGUGGACAAACUUUGUCAGAUAAGAUUUCAUUGUCAUGAAAAAAAGUAAU